GGUGAAUCGGGGGCGGGGCUUAUUGAAGUCCAGGAACAAAAACAGUGGAUCAGCUCGACUGCAGCUACAAGAGCGUUAUCACAAGUUUCCUUGGAGUGGACGUUCUUUGGAGUUUUAAGAAAGAUGGCGGAAAACCGGGAAAAGGCUACGGAUCAAAUGAAAAUAUGGAAAGAAAGUCGAGGAUCUCAGCGAGCUGAUGUGUUGACCACAGGAGCAGGUGUUCCCGUAGGCGAUAAGCUGAACAUUCAGACGGCUGGACCCCGAGGGCCACUGCUGGUGCAGGAUGUCGUCUUCACUGACGAGGUGGCCCACUUUGACCGCGAGCGCAUCCCAGAAAGGGUGGUGCAUGCCAAAGGAGCAGGUGCCUUUGGCUAUUUUGAGGUGACUCAUGACAUCACACGCUACUGCAAAGCCAAGGUGUUUGAGCAUGUGGGCAAGACCACUCCCAUCGCUGUGAGAUUCUCUACUGUGGCUGGUGAGUCUGGUUCUGCUGAUACAGUCCGGGACCCUCGAGGUUUUGCAGUGAAAUUCUACACUGAAGACGGCAACUGGGACCUGACGGGCAAUAACACACCCAUCUUCUUCAUCAGGGAUGCGCUUCUGUUUCCAUCCUUCAUCCACUCUCAGAAGCGAAAUCCUCAGACUCACCUGAAGGACCCUGACAUGGUGUGGGACUUUUGGAGCCUGCGUCCAGAGUCUCUGCAUCAGGUGUCUUUCCUCUUCAGUGACCGUGGAUUGCCUGAUGGACAUCGCUAUAUGAAUGGCUACGGAUCCCACACCUUCAAAUUGAUCAACUCUCAAGGCAAUCCUGUUUACUGCAAGUUCCACUACAAGACUGAUCAGGGCAUUAAGAAUCUGACUGUUGAAGAGGCAGACCAUUUAGCCUCCACCGAUCCUGAUUACGCCAUCCGUGACUUGUACAAUGCCAUCGCCAAUGGCAACUUUCCCUCCUGGACCUUCUACAUCCAGGUCAUGACCUUUGAGCAGGCGGAGAAGUUCCCAUGGAACCCAUUUGAUCUGACCAAGGUUUGGCCCCAUAGUGACUACCCCCUGAUUCCAGUUGGACGCUUGGUGUUGAAUAAAAACCCUGUAAACUAUUUUGCUGAGGUGGAGCAACUGGCAUUUGACCCCAGUAACAUGCCGCCAGGUAUUGAGCCAAGUCCCGACAAGAUGCUGCAGGGUCGUCUCUUCUCUUACCCUGACACCCACCGCCAUCGGCUUGGAGCCAACUACCUCCAGCUGCCUGUUAAUUGCCCUUAUCGUGCCCGCGUGGCCAACUAUCAGAGAGAUGGACCCAUGUGUCUGACUGACAACCAGGGGGGAGCCCCGAACUACUACCCCAACAGCUUCACUGCUCCAGAUUGUCAGCCACGAUUUAUGGAAUCCAAGUUUCGAGUCUCUCCUGAUGUGGGACGCUACAACAGCUCGGAUGAAGAUAAUGUGACCCAGGUCCGUACUUUCUUCACCAAGGUCCUGAAUGAGGCUGAACGUGAGCGUCUCUGCCAAAACAUGGCAGGACACCUGAAAGGAGCUCAGCUCUUCAUUCAGAAGCGCAUGGUCCAGCAUCUGAUGGCAGUGCACCAGGAUUAUGGCUCUCGUGUUCAGGUGCUGCUUGACAAGUAUAAUGCCGAGGGCAAAAAGAAUGUGCAUGUGUAUAUGCAGGGAGCUUCAUCCACUGGGGCUGUGUCUUCCAAGAUAUGAUGUGUGGAAAUUCUCUCUCAUUGCCUUUAAAACUGCAGCACACACCGAACAAGAUCACUUCUUGUUUCUCAUAUCAUUUAAGGUGUUAAAGUAUCACCAGUGUACCUGAGUAACCUUCUUCAUAAGAUCAUUUUUCAAGAAGUAAAAAACAAAAGCACUAACUACGCUAAUCUUGGCAGUCAAAUACCUUUUGAUGCAAUUAAAAAAAAUAAUUCUCCAUCUCUCAACACACACCUGAACAUUAAUAAUUAAUGCUGAGGAAACACUGUUAAAAAUGACUUGGAGACAUGAGCCGACUCGAACAUUUCUUCAGUGUGCAGGACAGCUUGGUGUGGCAUUUUAUUUUGGUUCAGUACACAUAACCAUAGUGUCAUCCACGUCACUUUUGUGAAGUGAUAUUCAUUCAUUUUCCUCUCAUGGGUCUUUCUGCAUGUCCUGCUAAAAUAAAAAUGUUAAGUAAAGAAAACUUGAAGCGAAAUUUCCUGUCAGUUUGUUUCCAGGUCAGCAAGCUAAAACCCUUAAGGCAGGUUAUCAGUGUUUCUAGUCGAAGUUUGCUGUCAGUUAUAAUGAUUUAUGUUCUCUGUUAGACAGCUCAUCGAUUCCAUCCAGAAACAAAUGAAUUUCAGUGAUUCGGUAGCAAAUACCUUCCACAUCUACUCUGUCAUAAGUGCAAAAAUUCACAUUAGCAUCCUCAUAUAAUCAACAUUUAAUAUUCUGAAAGAUUUUGUUCUGUCUAUAUUCAAUUACGUUCUGUUAAAUGCAUCAGUACUACAUGCGAGUUUGACUGAGCGAGGCUUUUAUUUAUGUAUCAGAAGUGCAGUGGUUUCACUAUUUGUCUGCUUGCCAAAGUAGCACAACCGAAAGUCCUCUCACAGUGAAACAGUGGUUUCACUGUUGUGCUGCUGUGGUAAGCAGAUAAACUGAAAGUGCUCUCGCAGGUAAAUGUAGUUAAAACACUGUUUGAAAUGAACUCUGUGUGAAUAACCGUCCAGUAAUAAUUAUAGCUUGAUAUUUUCUUUGUCAGCAUUUAAUCCUAGAAGUGUCUGUUUUAACGUCGCCGUUAAAACGUAUCAAUAUUUACUACAAUUUUACUGGCUAAGAAAUAAAGUUCUUUUUUUAAGCAUCUUGAUAUAUAGUUGAAGAAAUGAUGUGGAGUUUGAGAGUUUAAAAUCAAAAUUAAGAUCAGAAAGAUGCGACACCCACAAUGCAGUUGUGCCUUACUGAAGUCAACCUUGUCAUGACUUAAAAUGUAAAUUACAAUUAAAUGAAUUUUUCAGAAUUAUGUUGAAAAACAAUAGAAAUGUUUGAACAAUUUAAUGCUGAAUGCCUUAAUUGUUUUGUUUGUCCCAUAUCCCAUUACUCUUUCUAAUCUUUCAUUACUCUUACUCUUUCUAAUGUUAUGUUCACUGUUGGUGUUCUGUGUGCUCUGUAACUGAAUUCAAUAAAUCAGGAUUUGCUAUG
Neoarius graeffei (lesser salmon catfish) is the source of this 3162-nucleotide messenger RNA. It is a transcript of the gene cat, whose product is annotated as catalase. Lineage: Eukaryota; Metazoa; Chordata; Actinopteri; Siluriformes; Ariidae. Gene Ontology annotation, cellular component: mitochondrion; cytoplasm; peroxisome. Gene Ontology annotation, biological process: hydrogen peroxide catabolic process; response to hydrogen peroxide. Gene Ontology annotation, molecular function: heme binding; catalase activity. The transcript has 13 exons. The record is from RefSeq and is a predicted model, not a curated record. The coding region runs from base 124 to 1701 and encodes 525 amino acids.